Arvicanthis niloticus (Nile rat) is the source of this 787-nucleotide messenger RNA. It is a transcript of the gene Ppdpf, whose product is annotated as pancreatic progenitor cell differentiation and proliferation factor. Lineage: Eukaryota; Metazoa; Chordata; Mammalia; Rodentia; Muridae. The record is from RefSeq and is a predicted model, not a curated record. Gene Ontology annotation, biological process: cell differentiation; multicellular organism development.
CUGUGAAGGGGGAGGGGCCUUGACGCGCGCUCCGCCCCACAAUGAGGCGUCUGUUGCGGUGCAGAAAAGCAAUUAAGUACGCGCGUGCGCAUAGCGCGCAUGAGUCCUAAAGUAGUGUUUCGUGUGUUUUCCUUGCAAAUGGGAUCCAUGGCCUAGCGCCCCAGGCAUUGCCACCCGUGACCUUGCACCGAAGCCUGCAAGGAGGGGUCUCCACCGAGCGCCUCGGCCCUGAAGCAUGGCAGCCAUCCCUUCCAGCGGCUCGCUCGUGGCUACCCAUGACUACUAUCGGCGACGCCUGGGCUCCUCGUCCAGCAGUAGCUCCAGUGGAAGUGCCGAGUACCCGGGGGACGCCGUGCCCCACUCCCCGGGUCUACCCAAAGCCGACCCGGGCCACUGGUGGGCCAGCUUCUUUUUCGGGAAAUCCACCCUCCCAUUCAUGGCCACAGUGUUGGAGUCUCCUGAGCAAUCGGCAGAAUCCCCCCAGGCCUCCAGAAGCCCGAUCUCCUGUGGCCUGGCUCCUGAAACCAUGAAGAAGCAGCCCGUCAUCCAUCCUGGCCAGACCAACACCAAGGCCCAGUCCUGACCUGUCAGAAUCAGCAGCCUGCCCAAGCUGAAGUGGUGCUAGGCCAGAGCCUACCCUCUCAACCCUCCCUGUAAAGUAGGAAGGCUGAACAACAGACACCAGCAGGAGCUGGAGAGAGCCCCCUCUUAGUUCACAGCACUGAGCUUUCCAGACCCCAUAACUGUGUCUUGCACAAAGCAGAAAAUAAACUCCCAGCAGUCCUCC